AUGAAGGACGUGCGAGAGGACGUAGCGACAAAUGGUCAUGGCACGCAAUUUGGUAGUGACGGGAACAGCCACGGCGAGAGUGGAAGAUUGCUGGUUUUUGGCGGGAAAGCGCUGCAUCACAUAAAUUUCAAUAGACCACGCAAAAAAUUGGUCCAAUUCAACGAUGAAAAAGGAGUGUCUAAAGUUAGAAUUAGAUUUAGCGGAAGCUAUAAAGAUCCUCCAUCAUUUGGUAGCUCAUUUACAUCUUGCAAUGCAGAACUCUCCACUAAUUUUGUAUCAGAAGAAUCAACAGACCCUGAUAGAAAAUUUACCAAUGCUAAAGUAUAUCUAAAAGUAAAUGUC
Brenthis ino (lesser marbled fritillary) is the source of this 342-nucleotide messenger RNA. NCBI's taxonomy places the organism in Eukaryota, Metazoa, Arthropoda, Insecta, Lepidoptera, Nymphalidae. The record is from the annotation of a GenBank genome assembly.